AUGCCUUCAACAUCGACAACAGGUCUGAUUCUGCAAAAAACCACCUUGGGAUGGAUAAUUUCUGGAAAUACUUCAUUAGCAGCGCAACAACCAGAAACUUUGGGAUUUAUAGCCAACAUCGAUCAUGAUAUUGAUGAAAAACUGACGAAAUUCUGGGAAAUAAAGGAGGUCCAGUCCACCCCCAACUCAUUGGACGAUAUGGAAUACAGCAAGAAAUUCUACAAAAGCACCCAUAGACGCAUUUCGAGUAUAAGAUACGAAAUAAGGUUACCCUUCAAAAAUGAUGCGAAUCACCUUGGAGAAUCAAGAAAGAAAGCUGUCGCACGAUUUCUGCAAUUGGAGAAGAAAUUUCGCAACAACAAAAAACUAGAGGCCGAUUAUAAACAAUUUAUGCUACAAUACGUCGAACUCAAUCAUAUGAAAGCCGUGACACCUAUAGGCCAAGGUCAAACAUAUGACUCACAUUACUUUAUACCGCACCAAUACGUACUGAAGGAAAGAAAACCAAUACGUGUUGUAUUCGACGCCAGUUCAAAAACGAGCAGUCUCAAUGACAUACUUCACACAGGUCCAAGAUUACAAAGAGACUUAGUAGAUAUUCUUUUACAAUGGAGAGUCUUCGAAAUAGCACUCACUGCUGAUAUUGAAAAAAUGUAUCGGCAAAUCAUACUGUCUAGAGGAUAG
Messenger RNA from Coccinella septempunctata (seven-spotted ladybird), 684 nucleotides. RefSeq lists its product as uncharacterized. The coding region runs from base 1 to 684 and encodes 227 amino acids. The record is from RefSeq and is a predicted model, not a curated record. NCBI's taxonomy places the organism in Eukaryota, Metazoa, Arthropoda, Insecta, Coleoptera, Coccinellidae. The transcript has a single exon.